Molecule: messenger RNA, 4708 nt
Organism: Theobroma cacao (cacao)
Lineage: Eukaryota; Viridiplantae; Streptophyta; Magnoliopsida; Malvales; Malvaceae
Gene: STI
Product: AAA-type ATPase family protein
Biological process (GO): DNA-templated DNA replication; DNA repair
Cellular component (GO): DNA replication factor C complex; DNA polymerase III complex
Molecular function (GO): DNA-directed DNA polymerase activity; DNA binding; ATP binding
Source: RefSeq, a predicted model, not a curated record
AAAUCUCAUUGACAAGAAACCAACCACUAUCCAUUUCAUUUUCAUUACAUUACACACUGAUAGAGCCCCACACUCAGUCAAGUAAUGAAAAACACUGUCCGAAGGAAAACCUGUCAGAUCUGCCUGCAUUCAAACACUUGCCUUUCCACUUCACUUCCCUUUCCCUUCCCCCUUGCUGCUAAUAGUAACCAAUAAAAUUAUCUUCCCAAAAGAUUUUAUGUUUUUCUUCUUUCCAUCCAUGGUUAUGGAUGUGAUCAAUGAAAUGGGAAUGUACAGUUUCUAGUAUUUGUUGCUCCGGGGUGCUUCUUCUUUUGUUGAUUUGAACCAACCAAAAAGAAAAUGUCGGAUAUGAGAAUAUCUGAUCCAAGCAGGCUGCACUUGAAGAAGGAGCUCACGCAAAUCCGGAAAGCUGCCCGCGUUUUGCGGGAUCCUGGUACCACUUCUUCUUGGAAGUCACCUCUCAGUUCCUCUAGAUCUGUAGCAGCAGCAGCAGCAGCAGCAGCGGCAGGUUCGGCUUCUACUUGUAGUGCUUUAAGAAACAAUUUCGAUAAUGAAAGUUUAAAUAGGCCAAAUGGGAAUGCUUAUUUGGAUUCAUCUCAGUUACCCUUUAGAGUUGAAAGCAAUGGCCAUGGUUAUAAAAACAAUGCCAUUAAUAGUAAUGGCAUUGAGAAAGAGAAGAGGGUCUUCCUUUAUAAUUGGAAGAGUCAGAAAUCAUCAUCAAUAAAUGUAGAGGAUGAUGAUGAUGAUGAGGAUGAUGAUUAUGAUGAUGAUGUUGAUGAUGAUGAUGGGGAGCAGUCUUCUUCUUGGAUUCAAGGCAGCUUUGAUGAUAAUAGCUUGAGUGAUGCUAGGAACUGUGGGGAUUCAAAGAGUGAUACCUAUUUGGGUGAGAGUCGUUCUGCUUCAAUGAUGUUCCGGUGUAGAGAUGCAAAUCUCGUCUCAUUAGUCACACCAUCCACCAGAAGAAUGUUGGGGCCCAACAAAAAGAAUAAGAAAAAUAGUGCCCAUUUGGAUGUUCUUUCUAGAUAUGAACAAAACAAGAGUGCUGUUGCUAGAAAUUCAGUCAAUUCAAGAAAAUUUCUCAAGGCUCAUCCUGCAUUGGCUUUAAAUUUAGGAAGGGAUGAUUCUGUGGAUCAAUCCGAUGACACUGAAGAUUUUAGUAAUUCUGAGGAUUUCCGCAAGAUUUCGGGGCCAUCCCCACUGCUUCUUAAAGUCAAGCAGAAGAACUGGUCACAUGCAUCCUCUAGAUUGUUGAAAACUGGCAGAAAGGAGGAUUCUUCUUAUUCUUAUAGCACCCCAGCUUUGUCAACUAGUUCUUACAAUAGGUAUUUUAACCAGAACCCAAGCACUGUUGGCUCGUGGGAUGCAACCACGAUUUCAUUGAAUGAUGGGGAUGACGAGGUGGAUGAUCCUUUGGAUUUGCCAGGUCGGCAAGGUUGUGGGAUUCCUUGCUAUUGGACAAAGAGGACCCCAAAACAUAGAGGGGUUUGUGGGAGUUGUUACUCUCCUUCCCUCUCUGAUACUUUAAGGAGGAAAGGAAGUAGCAUUCUCUGCGGAAGUCAGCCGGUGUACCAUAGACAUAGACAUUCAUCAUCACUUUCCAAUAAGCAGAGAAUUGCUUUAAGAAGUGCUCAAGGUCUUCUCCCAUUGCUCAGCAAUAGUGGCGAUAGGAGAGGAGGGUCAUCCAUUGGAACCAGGUGUAGUGAUGAUGAGCUCUCUACAAACUUUGGGGAGCUUGAUUUGGAGGCCCUAAGUAGAUUGGAUGGAAGGAGAUGGUCAUCAAGCUGUAGGAGUCAAGAUGGGCUAGAGAUUGUAGCUCUUACAGGAGAAGGAGAAGAGGAGGGUACACCAGAAAAUAUUAAGAGCUUGAGCCAGAAAUACAAACCAAUGUUCUUUGAUGAACUGAUUGGGCAGAAUAUUGUGGUACAAUCUCUUAUGAAUGCUGUUUCAAGGGGAAGGAUAGCCCCUGUCUAUCUUUUCCAAGGUCCCCGCGGGACUGGAAAAACAUCAACAGCAAAAAUUUUUGCUGCUGCUUUGAAUUGUCUUGCUACCGAAGGUGCUAAACCUUGUGGGUACUGUAGAGAAUGUGCUGAAUUUGUUUCUGGGAAAAGCAGGGAGCUUUGGGAAGUUGAUAGCACCAAUAAAAAAGGAAUUGAUGGAGUUAGAUACCUUUUGAAAAGCCUGUCAAAGGGGCUUCCAUCAAGCUCAUCGCGGUACAAGGUUUUUGUUAUUGAUGAGUGUCAUUUGUUGCCUUCUAAGAUCUGGCUGGCAUUGCUUAAAUUUCUUGAAGAUCCUCCACCACGUGUUGUAUUCGUAUUUAUAACAACUGAUCUUGACAAUGUGCCACGUACUGUGCAAUCACGAUGUCAGAAAUACCUCUUCAACAAAAUAAAAGAUGGUGAUAUCAUGGCAAGGUUGAGGAAGAUCUCUACUGAUGAGAAGCUUGAGGUUGAAUCAGAUGCCCUGGAUUUAAUUGCAUUGAAUGCAGAUGGUUCACUUCGUGAUGCAGAAACUAUGCUAGACCAGCUAAGUUUGUUGGGUAAAAGAAUCACUACAUCUCUUGUCAAUGAACUUGUAGGGGUUGUUUCAGAUGAGAAGUUACUGGAACUUUUGGAAUUAGCAAUGUCAUCUGACACAGCAGAAACAGUAAAAAGAGCUAGGGAAUUGAUGGACUCUGGGGUUGAUCCAAUGGUUUUGAUGUCCCAACUGGCCAGCCUUAUUAUGGAUAUCAUUGCUGGAACAUACAAUAUUGUUGAUUCUAAGUACAGCCACUCAUUCUUUGGUGGACGAGCUUUGAGUGAAGCAGAACUGGAGAGAUUAAAACAUGCUUUGAAGCUUCUUUCAGAAGCUGAGAAACAACUAAGGGUUUCAAGUGAACGUUCAACAUGGUUUACGGCAACUCUGCUCCAGCUUGGUUCCUUGCCUUCACCAGAUCUCACUCAGUCAGGCAGCAGCCGGAGGCAGAGCUCUAAGACUACGGAGGAUGACCCAUCAAGCACUUCAUGGGAAGCUACAGCUUACAAGCAAAAGUCAGGAAUUCAGUAUAUGCCUCGGAAAUCAACUUCUCCUGCAUCCUUACACAAAUAUGUGAAUGGGAAUUCCAACCAUCAGGGAGAAUUAUUGUCAAGGAUUGAUGGUUAUGAUUCUGAUCUUAAACCUUCACAAGGUCGAAUUAUGGAUGGUGGUGCCUUACCUGCUGCAUGUGACAAUAAUUUGAGUGGAAAUAUGAUACUUACAUGCAGAAAUUCAGAAAAAUUAGAUGAAAUCUGGGCAAAGUGUAUUGACAAGUGCCACUCAAAGACAUUGAGACAGCUGCUACAUGCUCAUGGGAAGCUUUUGUCUCUCGCUGAAGUAGAAGGUGUUCUAAUUGCCUAUCUUGCAUUUGGGGAUGGAGAUAUCAAGUCUAGGGCUGAAAGGUUUUUGAGCAGUAUUACAAACUCUAUUGAAAUAGUGAUGAGACGUAAUGUAGAAGUUCGAAUAAUUCUCUUGACAAAUGGUGAGGUUUCUUUAAACCAUGCAAAUCCAGCUGAAAAGCCGGAAAGUCUGCAGCAGGCUGAAACUGCUGUCGAAAUUGAGAAGGAAAGAAAGGCCAUUUCUAAAAUUGUGGGAGAUGGUUUUUCUAGUUUAAACUUACAUCAGGAGUCACGAAAAGUAUCCAAGGAAAGUUUUAGUGAUUUGGAAGGUAAACUGAGAGGAGUACAAGAUUAUUCUAAUUGCUCGGCACAAUCCAUUGUGCGAACACCUGAGUUAUUAGCUGAAGGCAAUGCUGAAAUUGGCAGCUCAAAGGAGAGUAGACAAGAGAUUCCGAUGCAGAGAAUUGAAUCCAUUAUACGUGAGCAAAGGUUAGAAACUGCCUGGUUACAAGUUGCAGAGAAAGGCACUCCUGGAUCAUUGAGUCGGUUGAAGCCUGAAAAGAAUCAGGUUCUGCCUCAAGAGGUCUUUCGUCAAAGUAAUUUGGGAUCAAUGAAUUCCUCAGCAUUCUCCUCCCAGCAAUGGGAGGAUGAACUAAACCAUGAGCUUAAAAUUUUGAAAACAAAUGAUGGUCAAGGACAAGCGAUUCAAAAGGACCAGAUGGCUAGAAGGGGUGAUCAAUAUCCCAUGUCUCCCAGCUUGCUGCACAAUAGCAGUUUAAGCAAAGAAAACCUUGGAUAUGAUUCGGGGUCAGGAAAUGGAGGAUGCAGUGGGCUUUUCUGUUGGAACAACACCAAGCCUCAUAGAAGGGCAAAGGUAAAGGGAACCCCUGUUCGAGCACGAAGAAGUGGACGAUUUUCAUUGUUUGGUGAGUGUGGGAAAUCAAAGAAAAUUGAAAACAGACGUAGAAGGACCGGAAACCAACAAAUAUAACAACAGAAGAAAACCUAGGUAUAUCAGCAGCUCCUGGAGAGGUCAGCGGUGAGCUAUACUAGUAUCUUCCUUGUAGCAGAUUUUGAUAUCUACACAGAGAAAAAGAGUAAAAAGUGUAAUAUAUUGACCAAGUUUUUCUAGUUUGGUGUAAUGGAUUUAAUGUGUUUUUUUUUUUUUUUUAUUGCCCUUCAGACUGAAGAAUCUAAUCUAAUAAAGCCGUAAAUGGCUAAACCAUAUAAAAGCUUCCUCUUUCACUAGGUAGGGUAAUUGUAUGUGUUGUAUAUAGAUAUAUUUUGUAUUAAGUAUUUAUUAUUUGUAAAAGAUAUUUUUUAUUUUCAAAAGAUUUAUGAAUAUCAAUUACUUGAAA